Messenger RNA from Aplysia californica (California sea hare), 4525 nucleotides. Its product is annotated as mannose-6-phosphate isomerase. The record is from RefSeq and is a predicted model, not a curated record. Lineage: Eukaryota; Metazoa; Mollusca; Gastropoda; Aplysiida; Aplysiidae. Gene Ontology annotation, molecular function: mannose-6-phosphate isomerase activity; zinc ion binding. The transcript has 8 exons. Bases 102 to 1379 code for a protein of 425 amino acids. Gene Ontology annotation, cellular component: cytosol. Gene Ontology annotation, biological process: carbohydrate metabolic process; GDP-mannose biosynthetic process.
AACAAUUUCUGAUGAUGUCAUCGGGCAGUAUUUGACUGUCUGCUUUGAGUGCAUACGUGUGUGAAGUGAAAGAAAGUGUACAAUAGUGUACAAGCUACAUCAUGGCUAGUCCUGCUCGAGUCUUCAGCCUGAAGUGUGCUGUCCAACAGUAUGCCUGGGGAAAACUUGGUAAAGAGAGUGCUGUGGCACAGCUUAAGGCUGGUGCAGACCCCAGCUUCACUAUUGAUGAAAAUGCCAAAUACGCUGAGCUGUGGAUGGGCACCCACCCGAACUGUCCGUCUAUGGUGAGCAUCCCGGGCCAGGAGGAGAUAACCCUGCAGAAGUGGGUGGAGAAACACCCCGAGCAGCUGGGGCCAGAGGUCCGCUCCUACUUCCACGACAGUCUGCCCUUCUUGUUCAAGGUGCUCUCGGUCAGGACGGCUCUGUCCAUACAGGCUCACCCCAACAAGGUUCAUGCAGAACUUCUCCACAAGAAUCACCCAGACCUGUACAAAGACCCGAACCACAAACCUGAGAUGGCCAUAGCCCUGACACCCUUCGUGGGCCUCUGUGGCUUCAGGCCCAUCAAAGAAGUUGCGCAGUUCCUACAGGACGUGGACGAGUUCCGCGAGGCGGUGGGCACGCGGGCGGGCAAGCUGAUCUCGGCCAGCCACUCCAUGGACAUGCCCCUGCAGCGGGAGGCCAUGAAGGAUUGCUUUAUGGCUCUGAUGGAGCAGGAGGAGAAGGUGGUGAAGAGCUCGCUGGCCGGGCUGGUCAACAAAGUCAAGACCUUACAGAAUAACCCAGCUGAACUGAAACGCUUCGAGGGCGAAGUCCUGCUGAAGCUUGACAGCGAGUUCCCAGGCGACCGCGGCUGUUUUGCCAUCUACUUCCUGAACAUCGUGCGUCUGGAGCCAGGGGAGGCCAUGUUUCUGGAGGCCAAUCUGCCGCACGCUUAUCUUUCCGGAGACUGCAUGGAGUGCAUGGCCUGCUCAGACAACGUGGUGCGUGCUGGCCUGACCCCCAAGUACAUCGACGUGCGCACGCUGUGUGAGAUGUUGGACUACACGGGACGUCCCGUCAGCAGGACCAAGUUCCUGGGCAUUGAGAGCCACGGCAACGUGGACAUCACCAUCUUCAACCCUCCCGUGCCAGAUUUUGGCGUCUCCAAGUUUGAGGUCCCUGAGGGCACGGCUUCCUUCCAGCUCCAGAGCUUUGAGAGUGCCAGCAUCUGCAUCGUGAUCCGAGGGGAAGGGGAGGCGUCCAGCGAGUCCUUGAGUUCACCCCUCAAGGUCAGGCCGGGCUCGGUGUUCUUUGUGGCGUGUGAAACGAGCGUGGACGUCAGCGUGUCUGGCGGGUCAGGAAUGUUGCUGUUCCGGGCCUACUCCGGAAUUUUCUGAUUAGUGUGUGUUUGACUUUAUGCCACAAUAAAUAUAUGGUGCAUUCACAUUUUCAUUAUAUCGGCAAGCUGUUCAAAUGUCCUGAGCCUGGAAAUAACAUUUUUCAGGAGAGAGACCAUGUAUUUAGGAUAGUUGGCUGUCUGCUCCUGUUGUUUUUUCUUAAAAAAUGUGAAUUCUGUAGCUGCCAACCAGUUUGCAGAAAAAGUAUUUAAUAAGUUUUUGAGAGUCUAAGUGAGGAAACCAGUCUAUGUAUCGGAAUAUAGUUAUUCUGUUUUCUAGUAUUGCUCUCCAUGUAUUAACCGUGUAUUUUUUUUCUUGCUUUUUUCAGCAUUUAGAAUUUAGAAUUUCAACCAAAUAUUUGUUGAGUAGCCUAUAUGCAACCGAUACCACAGAUUUAGAAACUGCGAUUAAAAAAUGUUUUCCAAAAUUUUGGGCUCAGUACAUGUGAACAGCUGGCCAACAGUAACGGUAUACUUCGGCUUUGUUGAAUAUUUCAAAUUUGAUAUACUUGGGUUUUUGAUGGAGAUCUAAAUGUCUAUGGAGGAUUAAAACUUUUACAACAGUUGUGAUGACAAACGACUAUGUUUGACUAUUUUGUAUGCUGAUUAUAUAGAAUAUAAACAAAUACAUGGGUCGCUUGUAUAAAGAGUUUCAUGAAGACACUCAUACGAGCCAUUCGCUAAAGGCCGGCUUUGAAACCAAGUGAUGACUCCAAUUUUCAGUUUCCAAUUUGGACACUUUUCUGCCUUAAUUGCUCUAUGUGAUUGGUGUUUUUCCAGUUUUCAAGUUGAGGAGAUAGUCGGACACAACCUUUACUCAGGAAGUUGUGAUAAAUUUUAUUCUCCUCUUUUAAAUUCUCUUGCUGGCAGGUACCGUAACACAGAUGAUUAAUUUUGAUCAGUGAAAAUUCAGGGCAAGAGAGUGUUGUUGAUGUUGAAAUACACAAAUCUAGGCAGUUUAAAACACUGUAGGGAUUUCACUGUUGUGAUCGGCAUCAGGAGUUUGUAAACCAGGCUUCUAUACUAUCUGUUUGGUCAUUUGUUCAUUGACAAAGUAUCGUCUGGCACAAAUUAUCCGUCUGUCAGGUUUGUCUCAGAGAGAGAGUCCGAAAGACACACUAACUGUAGUUGCCUUUUGGAAAUGGCUUGUAUUCAUUCGUAUAUAUAAAAUGUGUAUAUAUAUAUAUAUAUAUAUAUAUAUAUCAUUGGCAAGCUGUUGAAAUGUACUAAGAAGCCCAGAAAGCAUUAAAAAGAACUUUCAUGUUUUUAAAAAUUGUACCUAGUUCACAUAUUUGUUAUUGCUUUUUUCCACAUUUAGAGUUUGAAUUUUGACAAAAUGUUUCUUGAGCAUGCACCCGUCACUACAGAUUAAGAAAUUGCAAUUUAGAUUAAAAAAAUUUUGGGGCUUUGUACAUUUUAACAGACAGCUGACGGUGUGUACACCGAUAUGUAUAUACAUAUAUUUAUCUAUUUCCCCUCGAUGUUUGAAUGGUUGGAAAAUUAACAAAAUUCUGAAUAAUACUUUUUGAUUCGAUUUAUUAUCUGGUAAUUCUUCGUCGCCUUAGAACGAUUUUGUCCAAAUAAGUGCCUCUUUACUGAAGUACACUUAGGACAAAAUAGUUCCUAGGCGACGUCUGGUUGUUGUCAGUUGCGAUGUGGGAGGUAAUUAGGGAUAUCCAAGUUAUGUCAUGUGUUAUAAAGAAUAAUUUUGCCGAGUCUCGUUUGCCUUUUUUUAUUUUGCCGAGUCUAGUUUGACUUUUUUUUAAAAACCUAUCAAAAUAGUGUACUAGGUCACAAGUGUGGAGUGGCUUUGUUUCUUUAAACAUGCAUUUUUUUGACAUUUGUUUGUGUUAGUAGACGAGGUUGAGGUAUUUAUUUACCCGUAUUUAAGUAUCGAUAAUGUUGUUAUGCUCUAACCGUGGAACUGGAGGAAACAGAUCAACUUUCCCCCCACCCCCGUUCUAUUUCGAUUCUGGGGCUGAUCGGCGAAUCCUCAAUAAAAAUCAUGAGUCAGCAUGAGCUAUAAAGAGAACAUUAUGGGCUAACUUUUGUGUCUUCUCUCGUCAUUCAAGUCAUAUUUUUUUUUAUUGUGUGUUGAAAAAUGUUAAAGAGACCGGUUACUUGGUUAGGGGAUGACACCAUCGAUAUUUGAAUAUUUCAGCAGAUUGUUGUUUUGUGUGGGAAAGAUUGAGGCAUAUAGUGUGUGUGUGUGUGUGUGUGUGUGUGUGUGUGUGUGCGUGUGUGUGUGUUUAGUGCGAACCUGUAUUCUGACAGUUAGAAUUGAUAGUUUGAUUAUUGUAUGCUCGCUGAUGUAUACAUUUCUAGUUCCCGGGUGUCAACAUUGUUGUAAUGCUUGCAGGACAAGUGAUAGUCAAAGACAGUUUUGUCUUGAUAAAAGUACUAACAUUCUGCAUUUAGUGAAAAUAGCCAUAUAUUAUAUUUUUGUAAUUUGCCCCUGGUAGGUUGUUGUUUUUGUUGUUCGUGGUAUGGUCACCUUGGAUGUGGUUUGGUCUACUGUCUUGUUUGGUAGUGAGGGUGUGGGCUGGUGUGUGGGUUGGUUUUUUUUUCUUUCUUAGCUUUCAGAAUUUAAGAAUUUAAGAAUUUAAGAAUCUCUGCUUUGCAGGAAUGAAUUGGUGGAUGUUAUUAGAAACAAGAACCUGAAUUGUGCGUCGAAAAAAAAGGCUAUAAUUUUGCAUGACGCACUACCGAUGCCGUUUUAUGGAAUAAGAUUUUUUUUAUAAAUAAGGAAAAUGAAAAUCACUUUGUUGAUGUUUGUAUGUUUGAAUUUGUCGUAUCUGUCUACGUGUGGUCACAUGCUUCUUGACACAGACAGUCGUACCAAAUGUCCUUGGUGUUGUCUAAGUGGCACACAGACAGACAUACCAAAUGUCCCUGGUAUUGUCUAAGUGGCACAGAGAUAGACCUGUUAAAUGUUUCUUGUAUUGUCUAAGUGGCACAGAGAUAGACCUGUUAAAUGUCUCUUGUAUUGUCUAAGUGACGCAGCGGAAGCUCUGUUAAAUGUCUCUUUGUAUUGCCUAAGUGAUACAAAGCGAAAGAUCUAUUAAAUGUCUCUUUGUAUUGUCUAAGUGAUACAAAGCGAAAGAUCUAUUAAAUGUCUCUUUGUAUUGUCGAGGUGACACACAGAGA